Messenger RNA from Dermacentor albipictus, 2304 nucleotides. RefSeq names its product acetylcholinesterase-1-like. Lineage: Eukaryota; Metazoa; Arthropoda; Arachnida; Ixodida; Ixodidae. The record is from RefSeq and is a predicted model, not a curated record.
ACGAAGAAGAAAGGAAGAUGGCGAGCACGCUGGAUGGUACGAGGCUCACAGUCAGCAAGACGGCCGAACGGCACUCUCGCAGGGCUGGCAAGCGGUGCUCGCCGACGUUAGACGCCAUGGUGUCGGUCGAGGUGGCCCGCGACAAGUCUCAGGACUCAACGAAGUCCACCGUCGCUAAGAGCACGCAGAUGCGGUCGGCUCAGGCACUGAGCUUCUGGAGCAUGUACUCUUCCGUCGCGGCGCACAUAAAUCCAACGCGCUACAUCACGGUGGCUGAUCUGGCGUGUGCGGUGGCCACCGUCCUGGCCAUUGCGGUGCUCAUACUGAGCCUCACCAUGUUCGUCAGCAGGCCCCCCAAUUCCGGCGUGGAGAACGUUGUCGUGAGCGGUCGCUUCGGUCGCGUCCAGGGACUCAGUCACAAGGUGUUCGGCUACAUGGACGUGUACGCCUUCCUGGGCGUGCCGUACGCUCACCCGCCUGUCGGAGAGCUGCGAUUCCGGCGUACCUUCACGGACUACAGCCUCGACGUCAGACAGGGCUUGCUGAUCGACGCGACUGGGCCCAAGCCGGCGUGCGUGCAGAGUUCCCCCGACAAGUCGUUGUCGGCGGUCUCGGAGGACUGCCUGCACCUCAGCAUCUGGACGACGUCGCGCGAGUGCAACUCUCACGACUGCGCCAACAAGGCCGUGCUCGUGUUUCUCCACGAUGGCUUCUUCCAGACGGGCGGCAACAGGAACCCUUUAUACGACGGAAAGUACUUGGCCGCAUACGGCGACGUCGUCGUCGUGCUGCCCAACUACCGUCUCGGGGCGCUUGGAUUUCUGAACGACGGCACCGGCAAUGCUCCCGGAAACGUGGGCCUGUACGAUCAGCUUCUGGCUCUCGAAUGGACGCGCCACAACAUCGGCAGCUUCGGCGGCAACGUCUCCAACCUCGUGCUGGUGGGCUACGGCGCGGGCGCAGCGGCUGCCGGGUACCUGCUCCUCAGCAGGGCGGCUGGCGUCGCCGACGCGGCCGUGGUGCCCCACCGAGCGAUCCUGAUGAGCGGCAGCCCGUUCACCAGAUACCCAGACAACACGAAGUUUAAAGGUCGCCGCGUGGUCGACCAGGCGAAAAGGUUGCGAUGCAUGAAUGGCUCCAGACCAGACAUCAGGUGCCUGCGUGCGAUAGACAAGGGGCUCUUCGCAAAGACGGCGGCUCCACCUCUUUUUUUCCCAUCGUUCACUGGGGUUAUUCCGUCUCCACCACGACAAUGGAUGCAGAAAAUGGAGCGCAUAACCGGCGUUGAAAUUCUGCUGGGGCACAUGGACGACGAGGGUCCGCUCGCCACGCUGUUUGCUCUCCUGGUCAUCGUACAGCAAGAACGACUUUCUGAAACGACGAGGGCCGCCACUACAAUCCUCGAGGCACUCAACAUAAGCGGCGACACCCUGAAGGCUGCUAUGCAUAAUUACGCGAAGGUUGACCACUUGGAAGUGACGGCCCUUACCAAGCUCCUGGCGGACCUGCUGGUGAUAUGCCCCGUGCGUGAUAUGGGCCGGCUGCUUGCCUCGGCCGGCAACAACCGUGUCUUUCGCUACCUCGUCUCUACAAACACAGAAGCCAAUGCCGUUGCGACCAAAGCAGGCGACAUGUUGCGACUCGUGUUCGGCGCACACUUUCUGAGACCUGUCGAAAUGGCCACUUGGCGCCACGCCAGCGAGGCCAUCAUCGCCUUUUGGACGCAUUUCGCCAGGACCGGGAGCGUCCCCAACUCGACCGAGCCGGGACAGGGCCAAUACAGGAUCACAAUUACUGCAGAACGGGAAACCAGUGUCCUUGACAUCCGGCGGGAGCAGUGCCAACUACUCAGCAGCCUCGGCAUCUGACGAUUCAAGUGUACCCCGUUCAAAUGGCGCGCGGACAAUUUACUUACACUACGCGUACAUACCCGCGAAAAGUAUUUUAUCACAUCCGCCCGCCACCCCACGAUUGCCUUACAUUUUUUAUUUCUUUGGCGAAUUGGUCAUUUGAAAUUUUUUUAUAUCUUGCAAUACUCUGCCGAUAGCGCACAAAUGUUAAAGAAUGCGCGGGUGGUUCACCGCAUAGAAAACCGAUAGCGAUUCUAUUAUUGUUCACCCUUGGUAUUUUGCGUCGGAAGUGAUUAUUGGGGACACCGUUUUUGGCAAGAUUACCCAUACAGACCACCGCGUGCAGUUAUAUGGCACCAAAGAACCCGGACUAGGCCUCUUUUUCUUUUGCGCAGCCUGUGUGGUGCAAGGUUUUGUGGACAUCACUGUGAAAUACAUCGAUUACUUGCUGUUA